GGAAGGCCAAAACCAAGGGGAACAGAGUGGGGGCUCCACUCUUAGCUGAAAAGAGAGUGUUGCAUCUUGUGAGAGAAGGCUGCUGAGAAACAGAAGGAAGGCUGCCCCAGCAUGCAGCGCAGGAGGCUCAGGACUUUUCAGAUUUCCCCGUCUGGAGGCAAAAUUGAGGCCACUAAAGAGAAGAAAACGCAGAUUGUUAGAAUCCUUCAAAUCUGAUACUCAGCACUGUUAUGAUCUCUUCGUUACUGGAUGUUGAGUCUGGAUAUCAAAACCAGUCCAGUGAAGUACUCUCCUAUUAAGUUAAGGGACCAACUUAAAAUCAACAAAACAACAACAGGCCUAACACAAUCAGGAAAUCUAAGUCUCUUAAAGUGAAAAGCAAACAACCAGUCCUUCUUCUGCUCUUUCCUGAGAUCUAAAUGUGAUGGCCAUGCUGCUCAUGCCUGUGCAGCUGCUGGCGGUGGCUGUCACCAUUUACAUAGAGCUGGUGAGGUCUGCUCAAGGUGGCGUCUACUAUGGGAUCAAGCAGCUGCCACCCCAGGUGCCCCAGUACCAACCCCUUGGACAACAAGUACCUCACAUGCCACUGGGCAAGGAAGGCAUACCGAUGCAGCACAUGGGCAAGGAGGUGCCCCACAUGCAGUAUGGGAAAGAGUACCCCCAUCUGCCUCAGUACAGGAAAGAGGUCCCGCAGAUGCCUCUGCUUGGCAAGGACAUGGCUCCCAAGAAAGAGAAAGAGAUGCCCGUGCGCAGCCUGCGAGGCGAGCAAGGUCCCCCCGGUGAGCCUGGUCCAAGAGGGCCACCGGGGCCACCAGGUCUACCCGGUCACGGUGUGCCAGGAGCCAAAGGAAAACCAGGCCCACAAGGAUAUCCAGGAAUUGGGAAGCCGGGUUUGCCAGGGAUGCCGGGAAAACCCGGGGUGAUGGGGCCCCCGGGGCCGAGAGGGGAGAUGGGGCCAAAGGGGGAGAUGGGGCCCAUGGGAAUACCUGGUCCACAAGGACCACCGGGACCUCAUGGGCUUCCCGGCGUUGGAAAAGCUGGUGCUCCAGGAUUACAAGGACAACCAGGGCCGAAGGGCGAGCCUGGGAUGAAGGGGCCUCCAGGAGCCCCCGGAAUCCCAGGGCCAAAAGGGGAGAAGGGUGUUGGGAUCCCAGGUCUGCCAGGUCUGAAGGGUCCCCCCGGGCUGCCUGGUGCCCCCGGACCCGUGGGGCUGCCUGGGGUGGGCAAGCCGGGAAUGGUCGGCUUCCCCGGCCCCCAGGGACCCACCGGCAAGCCUGGGCUGCCAGGAGAGCUGGGUCUGCAGGGUCCCCCAGGUCCCCCCGGCAUCCAAGGCCCUCCAGGACCACCGGGCAUUGGCAAACCUGGCCAGGAUGGUGUUCCUGGCCAACCAGGCUUCCCUGGCGGAAAAGGGGAGCAGGGCUUGCCAGGCUUGCCGGGGCCCCCUGGCAUCCCCGGCGUUGGCAAGCCAGGCUUCCCCGGGCCCAAGGGUGAGCGUGGUGUGGGGGGCCCACCUGGACCCUUGGGGCCAAAGGGGGAGAAGGGGCACGUGGGGCCGCCUGGCAUGGGGGGCCCGCCAGGAGAGCCAGGACAGCCGGGGCUGCCGGGCAUCAUGGGUCCCCCGGGAGCUGCCGGCUUCCCUGGACCCAAAGGGGAAGGCGGCGCCGUGGGACCGCCAGGACCAGUUGGACCCAAGGGUGAACCUGGCCUGCAGGGCUUUCCAGGGAAGCCGGGCUUCCCCGGGGAAGUGGGUGCCCCUGGGCUGCGGGGGUUGCCAGGACCCACGGGGCCCAAGGGGGAAGCAGGGCAGAAAGGUUUGCCAGGGCUGCCGGGCGUCCCAGGGCUGGUGGGGCCAAAGGGCGAGCCAGGACUCCCCGGUGCCCAGGGGCUUCAAGGCCCCUCGGGCAUCCCAGGCAUCGCAGGACCCAGUGGUCCCAUUGGCCCCCCAGGGCUGCCGGGGGCAAAGGGGGAGCCUGGCAUGCCCGGACCCCCUGGCUUCCCUGGCGUGGGCAAACCUGGCGCUGCAGGGCUGCAGGGACCGCCAGGGAAGCCUGGGGCGCUCGGUCCCCCCGGCCAGCCAGGACUCCAGGGCCCACCGGGACCCCCUGGGCCCCCGGGUCCCCCGGUCAUCAUCCCACCCACUCCACCGGCUGUGGGACAGUACCUGCCUGACGUGGGGCCGGGAAUUGAAGGCGUCAAGCCUCCCUAUGGCUACAUGGGCAAGAAAGGCAAGGCUGGCGGCAUCGUCUACGAGAUGCCUGCGUUCACCGCGGAGCUCCUCACUCCCUUCCCCCGUGUCGGAGUGCCUGUGAAGUUCGACAAGCUUCUCUACAAUGGCCGGCAGAACUACAACCCCCAGACAGGGAUCUUCACCUGUGAGAUCCCCGGAGUCUACUACUUCGCCUACCACAUCCACUGUAAAGGGGCCAGCGUCUGGGUGGCGUUGUUCAAGAACAACGAGCCACUGAUGUACACCUACGAUGAGUACAAGAAGGGUUUCCUGGACCAGGCUUCGGGCAGUGCUGUUGUCCAGCUGAUGCACGGAGACAAGGUUUACGUUCAAAUGCCAUCCGAGCAGGCAGCAGGACUCUAUGCUGGGCAGUAUGUUCAUUCGUCUUUUUCAGGAUAUUUAUUGUAUCCCAUGUAAAGCAAAAACCAGACACACACACACAAUCAAAAUCUUUCUUCUCUGCUUCAAACCUUUAUACCAUGACAGAUGCAUUUUAUGACCAUUUUGGACCAUGUUGUACAAAAAAAAAUAAAUAAAUACAAAGUUCAACAUUAUGCACAGCUAGUUAUAAGAAAAGGUAUGGUGUAUCAGGUUCAUAAACAGUUGUUUUGCACCCAAGGGGGACAUAUUAGCUGUACAUUAUAUAUUUCUGUGAUGCCAUGCUUACUUCAUUUCAUUCACAAUAAUUCAGUACUGAGGCUCAACUCAGUGUACGUCACUUGCUCCUGUUGCAUAUUUGACUGUUGCAAUGAUCAUAGUUAUAAGCUGAAACCAGUGACUUAAGCCAGAGUAGGUCUGUCUCAAAUUAUACGGAAAAUAAUGAGUGGCUUUUUAUUUGUUUGGGCGGGGAUUUACUUUGACAGCAGGUCUGCCUGACAAGCAAAGGUUCUUUUAGCUAGAGACCUUUAUUUCCCUCCUCCCCAUAUAAAAUAUUCCUGCAAGUAAGGGUUUUUUUCCUAAACAAUUUAUUUAUGAUGGAAAUGGAGUAUUGAUGGUGUAACUAUUCCCAAUGAGCCUUCUCCAGCAGUCGUUGGACUCAGAAUACUACCACUGACUCCAGCAGAUGCUGGGUUCACUUCCAAAUGCACAGCAUUCGAGAAGCCUCCAUCUGCAUGUACACGGUUGAAGCAGAUGAGGUAGAUCAGAGAAAAAAAGGAAGGAUUUCCCAUUUGCUUUGUGACUGAGACAUUUUGGCCAACAUGUGGCAAUACAGCAGGGCAGUACAAAGUCCCUGGGAUUUCUGUGUUCGUGCUAAGAACCUGUGUCUGUUUGGCUUAUCAGAAGAGAUGCCUGUUCUGCCACUCAGCAAAAAUUAAAUCAGUUUACUCUUCAAUGACUAGGCAAAGCAGGAGUAGAUCUGUUUGCUAAUUAACUAAUUUGUUGUUUGAGAUCAAUAAUUUUACCUGCAAUAUCAAUCAUGCAAAUUUAUCUGAGAACUUCAUUUUAUAUAAAAGCUGAUUUCCAAUCCUUAUUUAUAUGUUACCUAUUGUCAAGGAGAACUUGCAGGCCUUGACCUUUUGUGUACAUGAGGAGAGCAACUUCUCUGCAAGACCUGUCUGUUCAUCAGUGGUGCUAAUCUCGCCUCAGAAGUAUUUGUUUCCAAAGGGCAGUGUACUUUGCUGUGGUUCCCUGUACAGUGCUGCACAUCACACACUGUUACGCUAGUUGAAAGAGCUAAGUACUCAUCACUUCUUCAAUGUCUUUAGCUAACACUACCGCUUUUGAUUCAAAAAUGAUCUAGAUUUUUCAUGCAGAACUAAGAUUGGAUUUAACUGGCAUUACCAUUAUUUAAAUGCAGAGUUUAAUGCAGUCUAACAUUGACUAAGGACUCCAGUGAUAUAAUGUGGUGCUUUAUCUCAGAAAUUUUAUGGAACGGUGGCAGGAACAGAUGGACAGUUCACCAGGAAUUGGUGACUUCGGUAUGUUCCCAGAAUAUAUGAGAUAUGUCAAAAGCAAAUAAUUUUGUAUUUAAAAUUUUUGUACUGAUUUGAAAAAAAUAUCUUAUUAAAUAUCUUUAAAAAAAAAAAAUCCUGUCUUCAUUCAGCAGAAUUGUUGGAAGGAACGUUCAACCCACUGAAUUUAUGUAUCAGACCAAAAGGACUCUCUGAAGCCACUGACAGCUUGAUACAGAAAAAAAAAAAAAAAAAAAAAAAAAAAGUGAUAUUCUUUACUUUUAGUUUCUCUCUAUUGGCAAAACCCACCCUAAGCCACUAAGAGGAACGUGAUGUCCCAGCAUCACAUUUAGUGGGGCGUGCAGAGCGAGGGGCUUCUGCAGGCAGCCCAGGGAAUGGGUGACCCCUCAGCGUGAGCCGAUGUGAGAGUGCAACUUAACAGGGCACCAUGCAGAAAGCCGAAAAAUCAGAUAUCAUAGAGAUGCACUGUUAAGGGAUUGUGCUUGCCUAAAAAAACAGAGCUGGCUGCCCAGACUGGGAGAUGCACACCACAUCCCUGUAACUCCCGUGUGAUUUGAAAACAGCUUUUUCCCAUUCCUCUCCACUUUUUUCACCUGCAAAAACCUACUGCAAAAGCAGCAACGUAUUUGUCACUGAUCUAGAUCACUAUUCAACUGUGGCUCCAAUGCAGGGAGCAAAUGACAACCCUUGGUGUGGCUCCUCUGAUCUCACCUCAAAGCCAGGCAUUUCCUCCAGGCUGGUGAACUCCUCAACUGUUCAUACUAAAAUGAAUGCAUUGAAUAUCUGCUUGUGUCAGGUAAUUGUUUUCCCAGAAAUGCACUAAAGCCAUGAGCUAAGCAGCUCCCCACUCCCCAGCUUCCCAUCUUUACUGCACAGAAAAAGGAAAACAAAACGUUAACAAAGUAUCACAUCGUCUCUCACUUUCUAUCUGAAGUCUCUUGUUACAUACCAUGUUCUUAAACGUCUUUUCUUUUAGCAUUCCCUUUAAAGUCCCUAGUAAGACAGGCAAGAUUAAAAAAAAUGUGAAAAGGUAAAAUCAGGAGGAUGCUGCUUUUGAUCUUACACACAAAAACUACAUCCCAACUUCGCUUUUAUUUAGCCUGGAGUGAGAUUUCCACUUGUGGUACAUCUCAGCCUACCUAGGUUCAAAAAUUUUCAGCUGUUUGCUCUACUAAGCACUGAAGUUUAUUCUGAAACUUGAUUCCAUAUCUGAUUACACUGUGUGUACUUUAUACAACAUUAAUAAAUGGCACUGGGCACAUGCGUGCAUCUGCACACACAGAAUCACAGAAUGGUCAGGGUUGGAAGGAACCUGUGGAGAUGAUGCAGUCCAAUCCCCUGCCUAAAGCAGGCUCACCUAGCGCAGGCUGCACAGGAAUGCAUCCAGGCAGGUUUUUAAUAUCUCCAGAGAAGGAGAUCCUACAGCCUCUGCAGGCAGCCUGUUCCAGGGCUCUGUCACCCUCACAGUAAAUAAGUUUUUUCACACAUUGAGGUGGAACUUCCUGUGUUCCACUUUGUGUCCAUUGCCCCAUGUCCUGCUGCCAGACACCACUGAAAAGAGUCUGGCCCCAUCCUCUUGACAGUUGCCCUUUAUAUAUUUGUAAGCAUUGAUAAGACCCCGUCUCAGUCUUCUCCAGGCUAAAUAGACCCAGGUCUCUCAGCCUUUCCUCCUAUGAGACAUUCCAGUCCCUUAAUCAUCUUCAUGGCCCUCUGCUGGACUCUCUCCGGUAGAUCCUUAUCUUUCUUGAGCUGAGGAGCCCAGAACUGGACACAGGACUCCAAACAGGGCCUCACUAGGGCGGAGCAGAGGGUGAGGAUAAACCUACCUUGACCUGCCCACCAUGCUCUUCUUAAUGCACCCCAGGAUACCGUUGGCCUUCUUGUCCAUGAGGGCACGUUACUGGCUCAUGGUUAGCUCGUUCACCAGAACUCUCAGAUCCUUCUCCACAGAGCUGUUUUCCAGCAGGUCAAACUGUAACCUGUACUGGUGCACAUUGUUAUUCCUCCCUAGGUGCAGGACCCUGCACUUGCUUUUGUUGAACUUCAUUAAAUUCCUCCCUGCCCAAGUCUCCAGCCUGUCCAGGUCUUGCUGAAUGCCAGCCAGCCUUCUAGUGUAUCAGCUGCUGCUCUUCAUUUUGUGUCAUCAGCAAAUUUGUUGAGGGUACACACUUUCCCCUCAUCCAAUUCAUUUAACAAUAUGUUGAACAAGACUGGGCCCAGUACUGAGCCCUGUGGAACACCACUGGCCACAGGCUUCCAACUAGACCUGAGCUCUGCCAUCCAGCCAGUUCUCAAUCCACCUCACUAUUCACUCAUCUAUCCUAUGCUUCCUAAGCUUACAUAUGAGGUAGGUACAGGAGACAGUGUCAAAAGCCUUUCUGAAGUCAAGGUAGACAACAUCCACUGUUCUCCCCUCACCAACCUAACCAGUCAUACCAUCAUAGAAGUCUAUUACAAUUUGGCUAAGCAUGAUUUCCCACAGUGAACACACGCUGACCACUCCUGAUAACAUUCUUUGUCUCCAGAUACUUAGAGAAGAUAUCCAGCACGAGCUGUUCCAUGCCCUUUCCGGGGGCGGAGGUGAGUCUGUCUGGCCUAUAGUUUCCUGGAUCCUACUUUUUGGGCACUGGAGUGACCUUGGCUCUCCUUCAGUCCUCAGGCACCACUCCUUUUCUCCACGGCCUUUCAAAGACAAUGGAGAGUGGCGUAGCAAGAAUAUCCACAGCUCACUCAGCACUUUUGGGUGCAUCCCAUCAGGGCCCAUGGAUUUGUGGGCAUUUGGUUUGCUUAAGUAAUCACUAACCAGAUCCUCCUCAGUGAAGAGAGUCUUCAUUUCUCCAGACCCUCUCCAUUUCCUUCAGGGUCUGGGAUUCCUGAAGGCCAGCCUUAGAAGUAAAGAUUGAAGCAAAGGCAGCAUUCAGUAACUCCACCUUCUCAGAAUCCUCUGUGUCACCAGAACACACCCCUCAUUCAGCAGCGGGCUCACAUUUUCCCUAGUCUUCCUUUUGCUACUGAUGCACUUGAAGCCUUUCUUCUUGUCCUUGAUGCCUCUUGCCAGAUUUAACGGCAAGUAGGCCUUAGCCUUCCUUGUUAUAUCCCUGCAUACUCUGACACUACUUCUAUAUUCCUCCCAAGUGGCCAGUCCUUUUUUCCAUCCUAUAAACUCUCAUCUUCCAUUUGAUUUUUUUCCAGAAACUCCAUGCCCAUUCACGCAGGUCUGCUUCCUUUGCUUGAUUUCUUACUCUUAGGGAUACAUGGAUUUCAAGCUUAGAGGAAAAAGUGUUGGAAUAUCGACCAGCUCUCUUGAACCCCCCUACCUUCUACGGCCCUUAUAAGAUUCCUCCAGACAGGUCUUUGAAGAGGCUAAAGUUAGCUCUCCUGAAGUCUAGGGUUGUAAUCCUGCUUAUUGUCCUGUUUCUUCCACACCAGAUGAUCCUAAACUCCACCAUCUCAUGGCCACUGCAGCCAAGGCUGCCCCAAUCUUCACAUCCUCAGAUCGUCCUUUGUUGUUUGGUAGUACAAGGUCCAGGGGCACACCUCUCCCAUUUGGCUCUUCCCUAGCAUAUGUAAAAAAUUCAUCAUCAAUGC
Messenger RNA from Cuculus canorus (common cuckoo), 7728 nucleotides. It is a transcript of the gene COL8A1, whose product is annotated as collagen type VIII alpha 1 chain. The transcript has 5 exons. The record is from RefSeq and is a predicted model, not a curated record. Gene Ontology annotation, molecular function: protein binding. The coding region runs from base 425 to 2644 and encodes 739 amino acids. Lineage: Eukaryota; Metazoa; Chordata; Aves; Cuculiformes; Cuculidae.